AUGCUCAAGUCAACGUAUCGGCCUGCAGCGCCCACGCCGGCGGCCUCUUCUCUCCCAACAGGCUGGACAGAACACAAAGCACCCACAGGACACACAUACUACUACAAUGCCUCGACGGGGCAGUCGACCUACACACGCCCAACAGCUGGUCCUUCAGAAGAGCCACUGCAGAUCGACUAUGGCGCCACCGAACCCGACCAAGUCAUGCGCGCCUCCAUGCAAGCCAUGGACGAAUUCAACAGGAACAAGAGCCAGAACGAUGCCACUGGGCACUUCACAGGCGGACAAAGCUACCAGGAUCGCUCGCGCCGGCGAGGCAACCAAGGCGAUCGACCGAAGUCGAAGGCGCCAAUCCCGAACUGUGCGCCGUGGGUCCUUGUGAAGACCAAGCUGGGGAGACGAUUCGUGCACAACACCGAGACGAAACAGAGUCUGUGGAAGUUCCCGCAGGACGUCAUGAUGGCGGUGAUUGAGAUGGACAGGAUGGAGUGGGAGGCUAAGAAGAAAGCAGAGGCCGAGGCCGAGGCCGAGAAGGACGGGAUUCUUAACAAGGAGGAGGAGCCAGCGCGAGAGAAGUCACAACCGGCGGAUGAUCGCGCGAGCACACCGGGGACAAGGGCGCCAACUCAGACGGUAGGAGGACCGCACGAUCUUGACCACGACAACGACGACUCGUACGAAGAAGUCGAAGUCACAGACGACGAGGGCGAGAACGAUGACGAGGGAGACGAACCAUCCAAACGACGCCGCCUCUCUCAUUCGGCACAGCCGUCCCCCCCACCUGGGCCUCUAGAAUUCAACGAAGACGACAUAGCCUGGCAACUCGCGCAAAUGGAAGCCGAAGCUGAAGGUGACGUCGAGGAUGACUACGUCAACCCAGACGGUCACGGUCACGAUGUAAAUCCGACCGGCGAAGACGACGAGGAAGGCCUGCCCCUAACCGAGGAGGACACGGUCGCGCUCUUCCGCUCGCUCCUCGACGACUCGGGCAUCUCACCCUACGCCACAUUCGAAAAACUCAUCGAGGACGUCCAUGUGGUGGAAGACCAGCGCUACGUGUCCCUUCCCACCACCUCCGCCCGCAGGGAAGCAUUCUCGGGGUGGUCGAAAGAUCGCAUCGCGCAGAUCCAAGCCCUUAAGGCUCAACAAGAAUCCGAACAAUCGGCCCGAAAGCGAGAUCCCCGGGUCGAAUACCUCCGCUUCCUGCACAAGAAUGCCACUCCGAAACUGUACUGGCCGGAGUUCAAGCGCAAGUUCAGACGGGCGCCGGAAAUGGGCGAUCGGAAUCUCCACGACAAGGAACGCGAGAAGAUGUUCCGUGACCUGGUGGCCAGACUCAAGCUGUCGGAGGCGGAGAGGAGGAAGGAAUUGGUGGGGUUGUUGAAAGACACGGCGCAGAAAGACAAGGACGCUUUUAGACCGGCGAUGACGGUGGACGAAUUACCUGACGCUGUUCUCAGGGAUGUAAAGUUCUAUACCCUCGAGGAGCGACGAAGAGACGAGCUUGUGCGCACGUUCCUAGAGACAUUAUAG
Molecule: messenger RNA, 1533 nt
Organism: Cladophialophora yegresii CBS 114405
Lineage: Eukaryota; Fungi; Ascomycota; Eurotiomycetes; Chaetothyriales; Herpotrichiellaceae
Exons: 1
Coding region: 1-1533 (510 amino acids)
Cellular component (GO): nucleus
Molecular function (GO): transcription coregulator activity; RNA polymerase binding
Source: RefSeq, a predicted model, not a curated record